This is a messenger RNA of Lymnaea stagnalis (great pond snail), 2800 nucleotides long. NCBI's taxonomy places the organism in Eukaryota, Metazoa, Mollusca, Gastropoda, Lymnaeidae. The record is from the annotation of a GenBank genome assembly.
GUCAUACUCACGAGUCGUCUGGACAGAGAGCAGUUGCCUUUCCACAGGUUAGUCGAUUUUUAAACAUUUUUAAUAUAUUUGUUUACAUAUCCUGAGUUUGAUUGAACUAAAUUUGAUUAUUCAUAUGCUUUAAAUUGUUUUCAAUAUGUGUUACAUUCCAUUUAACAUUCUUUCAUUAAACAUUUCGUAUUUGCUAAUGAAAAACUGUUCUAAGUGUUAUGGAAAACCCAGACGGGAGACUGGAUGCAUAAAAUAAAACUAUCUUGUUAACCCUUUAAUAGCUGCAAUUUCUGCAAACGUUCCUCAACUUUUCUCCCAGGGUUUCCUCCCACAUGUUCAAUUAACAUACACGAUGUUGGGCUGAGUUAAUUAUCUCGGGUUUGCAUAAUCACAAAGACAUAAGUUAGAACUAGGCUUUUAACCGGGUGCAGUUGUGUGUUGUUGUUGUUUAUUUUAUAAGGAUCCGGACAUUUUCAGAAACUACCCGGUUGGCCCAAGUGUUACAAAAGAAAAGAAAAGUGUAAACUUCGCAUUAUCUAUAAAAGAUGCCGGCCUUCAAACAAUAGUCCUACAGACAGUCCUACACUCAACCUGCCGGCCUUCAAACAAUAGCCCCACAGACAGUCCUACACUCAACCUGCCGGCCUUCAAACAAUAGCCCCACAGACAGUCCUACACUCAACCUGCCGGCCUUCAAACAAUAGCCCCACAGACAGUCCUACACUCAACCUUCCGGCCUUCAAACAAUAGCCCCACAGACAGUCCUACACUCAACCUGCCGGCCAUCAAACAAUAGUCCUACAGAGAGUCCUACACUCAACCUGCCAGCCUUCAAACAAUAGUCCUACAGACAGUCCUACACUAACCCUAACCGGCCUUCAAACAAUAGUCCUGCAGACAGUCCUACACUCAACCUGCCGGCCUUCAAACAAUAGUCCUACUGACAGUCCUACACUCAACCUGCCGGCCUUCAAACAAUAGUCCUACAGACAGUCCAACACUCAACCUGCCGGCCUUCAAACAAUAGUCCUGCAGACAGUCAUACACUCAACCUGACGGCCUUCAAACAAUAGUCCUACAGACAGUCCAAAACUCAACCUGCCGGCCUUCAAACAAUAGUCCUACAGACAGUCCUACACUCAACCUGCCGGCCUUCAAACAGUAGUCCUACAGAAAAUCCUACAACAAAACCGCAGCUCUUUAUUGAUUAACAUAUUAGACGCCUCCGGAAAAAAAAUCCAGCUUAUUCCUGAGUUCCACCAUCUCGCAUGCCGCUUGUUGUUGAUCACUUUUUUUGUUUCACUGAGUAAUAUUAGUAUAAAACAUAUUGCGUAGGGGGAGGGUGGUUAUGAAAAGGAAGCUGCCACGCCAGAAGCCAAAUAUACACAUAAGAGAUACUCUGCUUAGCCAAAAUAAAUGACCACCGCUGGCGGGCGCUUCACUAACUUGAUCACGUGUUGUCCCUCGACAGCAUCACUGUGGUCUGUGUGGACUCGGGCAGCCCUCCACUGAACGCCUCGGCCAACUUCCUCGUCGAGGUGCAAGACGAGAACGACAACCCACCUGUGUUCGACUCACUCUUCUACACCUCUGACGUCACCGAGGGACCGGCCAAAACCGGAGUAGACAGGUACGGAGAUUUAGCUGCUGUUGCAAAUCAGCUUACUUUGCGUUGGUGGUAUGCUGUGUAAUUUCUCACGAUGUUUAUUGUCUGAUUGUGUAAGCUGUCUCAUUAGGCAAACUGUCUGAUUAUGUAAAGUUUCUAAUUGUGUAAACUGUCUCUUGUAUAAUAUACAACAUACACAUACAAUUUACAACAUACAUGUGCAAUUUUACAAUACAAGAAAAUAACUUGGUAUGAAAUUAUUUUUUUUAAUGAAUCUCAAGACAGCUGUAUUCGACACUCUAUAUUCAGAAGGGUAUUGGUACUCAAAGUAGAUAAGUAGAUACUCCAAAGACCCUGGUUGAAAAACAAUGUCUAACUGAAUAAGACUUAAGGAAUAGGUGAAGAAAUUACUGUGCGAACUGACAUCGAAACAGCACAACUGGAGCACAGGCAGGAAAGGAAAGACAAGAUACGCAGAACGACUGUUAAAAGAGAACACACCACAUUAGACACAACAAAAGCUAAAAACACGAUGCGUCCUAGACGCACCAGGGAGCUAAAACAUUAACUAGACAAACAACACAGCCUAGACACACAAGACAACCUUGAAAAAUGCCUUUCCAAUGAGAUAUCUUCUAAUUCCUCUCUCUCUCUCUCUCUCUCUCUCUCUCUCUCUCUCUCUGUACCUCUCAUUCUCUCUCACACCCACUGUCUCUCUCUGUCUGUCCUGUUUUAAAUUCCCCCCUUCUCUUGUCUGUCCACAUUUUUGUGUGCGUUAAUGGGUCAUUAGCGUGCGCACGUCUGCGUCUCUCUACCCCUAAUGAGCACUUCGUGGGGCUUGAGCCUCAAUUUUGAACAAUGCGCGCUGUCUGGGGGGAGAAGAAAGAAUUUAACUUACAAACUGUUCCAUUUCCAUCUUUUUGCCUACAGUCCCCUCCUGCAUGUCCACGCCACCGAUCAAGACACUGGGAUCAAUGCCGUCAUAACAUAUCGCCUGGCCGAUGGCUCCGACACGGACUUUGGCAUCAGCAGGGACGGGGCCAUCUUCGUGGCCAACCCGAGGGGCGUCGACCGCGAGGACAAGGUCAAGGGCACCAGACGAGACAUAAUCGUCCUGGCGAUCGACGGAGGCAGCACCCGGCUGACCGGCACGGCCACGGUUGUCAUCACGGUGCGCGACAUCAACGACAACCC